Molecule: messenger RNA, 1289 nt
Organism: Siniperca chuatsi (mandarin fish)
Lineage: Eukaryota; Metazoa; Chordata; Actinopteri; Centrarchiformes; Sinipercidae
Gene: rbm48
Product: RNA binding motif protein 48
Exons: 5
Coding region: 31-1119 (362 amino acids)
Cellular component (GO): nucleoplasm
Molecular function (GO): nucleic acid binding
Source: RefSeq, a predicted model, not a curated record
UGUGUCAACCACAAAAAUUACUUCCGGAAAAUGGCGGCACCUGUCAGAAACAGUUCAGGCUGCUGGGGCGUCCCAGAGGUUUAUAAACACCACGAACAGCGGAAAGUUUGCAUUUCUCGACCAAAAUAUAGAGACGGAAGGAAAGCAAAAGCUGUUAAGGUGUACACCAUCAAUUUAGAGUCUCGUUACCUGAUGGUCCAAGGGGUCCCAGCCAUUGGAGUGAUGACAGAGCUGAUUCAACUGUGUGCUCUGUACGGAGUUGUGGAGGAGUACAGGCCCCUGGACGAGUACCCUGCUGAAGAGUUCACGGAGGUCUACCUUGUCAAGUUCCAGAAACUCACCAGUGCCAGAGCAGCCAAGCGACACAUGGAUGAGAAGAGUUUCUAUGGUGGUGUGCUGCAUGUGUGCUACGUCCCCGAAUAUGAGACUGUGGAAGACACCAGGCUAAAGCUGCAGGACAGGAGGCGAUACAUAAUAAGGGCUGUUCGGAAUAAAGCAAGAGAAAAGGAACAGAAGGAGGCAGUAAACGAGGAGCCCACAUCGUCAGACACAACCACCACAUUAGCGACGGUCAUCACCAGACAUGAUAAAACCUCUGACAAUCAUAAUACAGGGGAGACUUUAAACAUCAGCCAUUAUUCAAGCUUUCCUCUACUGCCAUUACCUCCCCAGGAACAUCAUUACUAUAGACAUAAAUAUCAACAUGUGACUAUACCAACAGAGGACAAAAUGGGGACAUUACAUAAUGCCAUCAUUGACACAAAACAGCAGUCAGUGCAGAGUCCAAGCUCCAGCCAAACCUCUUCAGACAGAGACAGAGGCACAGAACACAGACUGACCCCAACUCAGUCCUCUGCAGUCAGAUUUGUCCCAAGGACCACACACUUGGAGAACAGGAAACGCAAGAUGGAAGAGGCUGCAGAGCACUCACUGACUGAUGUUACUACAGACAAUGAGCCACUUAUUGGGCCAAAGCUACCAGAACCACCUAAACUGGACAUGGAGGAUAAGUCACUGAACACAACUGUAAGCCUGAUCAGGAACGCAAUGAAACAGGUGGGAUCAGUUCCUGACCUCAAACCAGUAGAGAAAAAGGUGAAACCACGUCGUCGUAUUUGAUCGAGCGAGCUGCCUUGAUGCUGGACUUUAUGCAGAGAUGACUGCUACUACUUUGGAAAAUGACCAUUCAAACAGUUUCUCUUGGCAGCUCGUUUUUCUUUACACAUUUUUGCAUCGCACUGCAAACAGCUGUUAACAUUUUUAUUAAAGAUUACAUAGCUGAAAAUGCA